AUGCCUCUGCCGUUCCGCAAGGCGAAGCCCGCCGCCACGGCGUCGACGCCCGAAGUCGCAACCACAGCAUCGUCCAAGCCGGGCUCCCACGAGGGCUACUACGCCAACGACUCCGACGGCCACCCUGAUCCCGACAGCCUUGGCAAGGUGCACGCCCAGAAGGACCACGACGGCGACGACAACGAGGCCGAGGCCGGUGCCGACCUCGCUCAGGUCAACACUUCCGCCACCGAGGACAUCGAGUAUCCGUCGGGCCUCAAGCUGGGCCUGCUGCUGGCGUCCGUCUUCAUCAGCAUGUUCCUCGUGGCCCUCGACCGUCUCAUCAUCGCCACCGCCAUCCCCCAGAUCACCGACGACUUCCAUUCCGUCGAGGACAUUGGCUGGUACGGCAGCGCCUACAUGCUGGCCACCUGCGCCUUCCAGCUCAUGUUCGGCAAGGGCUACAUGUUCUACAGCAUCAAGACCGUCUUCCUGGCCGCCGUCGGCCUGUUCGAGAUUGGCUCCGCCGUCUGCGGUGCCGCCCCGUCCUCGGUCGCCUUCAUCAUCGGCCGCGCCAUUGCCGGCGUCGGCGCUGCCGGCAUCUUCUCCGGCGUCAUCAUCAUCAUCGUCUACGCCGUGCCUCUGCACAAGCGUCCGCUCUACCAGGGCAUGUUCGGCGCCGUCUUCGGCCUCGCCUCCGUCAUCGGUCCCCUCCUCGGCGGUGCCUUCACCACCAACGUCACCUGGCGCUGGUGCUUCUACAUCAACCUGCCGCUCGGCGGCGUCGCCAUGGUCUUCAUCUUCUUCCUGCUCAAGAUCCCCGACCGCGACACCACCAAGAUCCCCACCAAGGACAAGCUGCGCCAGCUCGACGGCCUCGGCACCUUCUUCUUCAUUCCCGGCUGCGUCUGCUUGCUGCUCGCCCUCGAGUGGGGCGGUGCCACCUACGCCUGGAGCAACGGCCGCAUCAUCGCCCUGCUGACCCUCGCCGGCGUGCUGCUCAUCGGCUUUGUGGUCGUCCAGGCCUUCAUGCCCGACACCGCCACCGUGCCCCCGCGCAUCUUUGUCCAGCGCAGCAUCAUGGCCGGCGUCUUCUCGACGCUGUGCAUCGGCGCCCAGAUGAUGAUUUUCAUCUACUACCUGCCCAUCUGGUUCCAGGCCAUCCAGGGCGUGUCCGCCGUGAACUCCGGCAUCCGCACCCUGCCGCUUGUCCUGGGCAUGGUCGUCGCCUCCAUCGGCUCCGGCGCCUCCAUCUCGCGCGUCGGCUACUACUCGCCCUUUAUGAUUGCCGGCGUCGUCUUCAUGUCCAUUGGCGCCGGCCUCCUGACCACCCUCCAGGUCGACACCGGGUCCAGCAAGUGGAUCGGCUACCAGGUCCUGUUCGGCUUUGGCAUGGGCCUGUCCUUCCAGACCCCCAACCUGGCCGCCCAGACCGUCCUGCCGCGCCGCGACGUGCCCAUCGGCACCUCCCUCAUGUUCUUCAGCCAGCUGCUCGGCGGUGCCAUUUUCGUCAGCGUCGGCCAGAACGUCCUGGACGCCCAGCUCAUCCAGCGCCUCGCCGGCAUCCCCGGCCUCGACGCCGCCACCAUUCUCGGCAGCGGUGCCACCAGCCUGACCCACCUGCCCGACGACAUCAAGCCCGCCGUCCUCCUUGCCUACAACGAGGCCCUCCGCAAAGUUUUCCAGAUCGGCCUCAUCAUGGUCUGCCUGACCAUCAUCGGCGCCCUCUCCAUUGAGUGGCGCAGCGUCAAGAAGAACCUGCCGGACAAGAACGCGCCGGCCGAGGGCAAGGCCGAGGAGGGCACGUCGGCUGCUGCGACGAGCGAGAAGGCGGCUGGCCCUGCUGCUGCUGCUCCUGUGGCCGCCCCGGGCAGUGCCACGACCACCGCCGCCGCCGGCACCUCGGGCCGCACCACCCCCGACACCGAUGAGAAGGAGUUGAGCGUGGCUGCUGCUUCAAAGCCCACCGUCACCGAUGGGGAAAGGGCAUGA
Sporothrix schenckii 1099-18 is the source of this 1971-nucleotide messenger RNA. Its product is annotated as MFS aflatoxin efflux pump. Bases 1 to 1971 code for a protein of 656 amino acids. The record is from RefSeq and is a predicted model, not a curated record. Gene Ontology annotation, biological process: transmembrane transport. The transcript has a single exon. NCBI's taxonomy places the organism in Eukaryota, Fungi, Ascomycota, Sordariomycetes, Ophiostomatales, Ophiostomataceae. Gene Ontology annotation, molecular function: transmembrane transporter activity.